Parnassius apollo (apollo) is the source of this 1932-nucleotide messenger RNA. The record is from the annotation of a GenBank genome assembly. NCBI's taxonomy places the organism in Eukaryota, Metazoa, Arthropoda, Insecta, Lepidoptera, Papilionidae.
AUGAAGGAGCACGAUUUCCACUGUCAACGACCGGAAAUCAUGAAAGACCCUCAAGACGUAAUAGUGAACUUCGGCGAUGAUGCCAUGUUUACCUGUGUAGUUUCUGGAGAGCCAACUCCAGAAAUUGAGUGGUUGCGAGAUUCUACUAGCGUGCCGCUUGAUACACAUCGCUAUGUAGUCAUGGAUAACGGUACACUUAUGGUGCAUGCCGCUGAUGAGAACGACGUAGGAAUAUUUGAAUGUAAAGCGAAAAAUCCUGCAGGAGAAGCACGGUCGAAACCGGCAAAGAUGAUCAUGCAUAGCAAACCGGACGAAAAUGGUUACCCUGUAUUUACUAUUCUACCACGCGAUCAAAUUACUAGACUGAACGAAAUUGUCAGAUUUGACUGUGUUGUUAAAGGAAAUCCUGCACCUCAUAUACUAUGGUACUUCAACCGAGCAAGAAUUUUGUUGACUGACCGCAUAACGAUGCAUCACAGCGGAUCAAUUGUAAUUGAAAAAAUACAACAAACGGAUGCAGGACAAUAUACUUGCCAUGCCGAAAAUCUAAACGGAAAAAUUACAGCUGAAGCGGUUCUUGAAGUUAUGGUUGCUCCCGCUUUUAUCACUGUUCCACAAGAUCAAGUUGUAACUAUAGGAGAAACUGCUGUAUUUAGAUGUACAGCAAGAGGAGCACCAAAAGCGGUAAUUACCUGGUAUAGGAAUACAAUGGUAUUGCCAUCAAGCGAAAACAUCAUUUUUUCCGAUAACAAUGAAAACUUAACAAUACUUCAGGUAACGACCGAUGAUGAUGGAUUAUAUCAUUGUAGAGCAGAAAACUCUGAAGGACUAACUGAAAUAUCUGCAAUUCUGAAAGUAGACGAAGCUCAAAUCAUACCACCUAAAAUAAUUUUAAAACCGGAAGAUACAGAUGCAUUUAAGGAGACUUCGGUUCAAAUGCCUUGUGAAGUGGAUGCAGAACCACCAGCUACAAUAGAAUGGAGAAAAGAUGGAUCACGACUAGAGCCAAAUGAUAGAAUUUCUAUUUCGAUAAUUGGAAGCUUAAUUAUUAACAAUAUCACCAUCACCGAUUCAGGUCGCUAUGAAUGCUCAGCUUUUAACGAAUAUGGCCGAGACACCGUCUCGGUAUUUUUGACAGUUAAGGAUCACAUUCUACCAGGCGACGAAUAUGUCAAUAUAGCUUUGACGGAAGCGACACGAGAUGUUGAUCAAGCUAUUUCUAGAACUAUGGAACAAUUAUUUAAAAACGAUAACUCCAAAGUCAACUUGCUUGAUUUGUAUAGGAUCUCACGAUUUCCUAACGCUCCCGCAAGAGAGGUUGCACGAGCUGCGGAAAUAUAUGAAAGGACUUUAGAGAAAGUUAGAGGUUUCAUACAAUCAGGACUAAAGAUUACUUCAGCUGAUCCAUUUAAUUAUGAACAAGUAGUUUCGGCACAACAUUUAGAGGUCAUUGCUCGCCUAUCAGGUUGCGUGGCAAAUAGGGAAGAGAAGGACUGUUCAGACAUGUGCUUCCAUAUAAAAUAUCGAAGUGUAGAUGGCAUCUGUAACAACUUUGAUCAUCCUACUUGGGGCACUUCUUUAAGUGCUUUUCGCAGAAUACUUUUUCCUAUAUACGAAAAUGGAUUUAGUCAUCCAGUUGGCUGGAAUAAAAACAUUACAUAUAAUGGUUAUACUUUGCCGAGUGCGCGGCUCGUAUCGACCGCUAUCAUUUCUACUAAAGAAAUAUCUCAAGACAUCGAAAUCAUUCAUAUGGUAACGCAAUGGGGGCAAUGGUUAGAUCAUUAUUUGGAUCAUGCGCUUCCAUCGGUGAGCUCACAAACCUGGGAUGGUGUAGAUUGUAAGAAGACUUGCGAUUAUGCUGCACCAUGUUUUCCUAUUGAUGUACCCGAAGGGAUCCACGUAUUAGUAACCGUCGUUGCAUUGAUUUCAUAA